This is a messenger RNA of Petromyzon marinus (sea lamprey), 433 nucleotides long. The record is from RefSeq and is a predicted model, not a curated record. NCBI's taxonomy places the organism in Eukaryota, Metazoa, Chordata, Hyperoartia, Petromyzontiformes, Petromyzontidae.
CUAUGAACACACAUCCCAGGAUUCGUCACUGCUUUACCGCGUGGAGUCGAUGCCGGGGCUGGGCUGGGUCCUGUCACGAUCACUCUACCUGGACGAGCUACAGCCUGCCUGGCCUACACCUGAGAAGUUGUGGGACUGGGACGUGUGGAUGAGGAUGCCUCAGCAACGGCAGGGACGUGAAUGUGUCAUCCCUGACGUGUCACGGACAUUCCACUUCGGGUCCCUCGGAGUCAACAUGAACGCAUUCUUCCAGGAUGCGUACUUUAAGAAACACAAAAUAAAUACUCUGGCAGACAUCAAGCUGAGACAUGUGGAGAGGCUGAAGCAGAAGGCAUAUGAAGAGGAAAUCCACCGAUUACUCACGUAACUAUUAUCACUAUUACUCACCAUUACUCACUAUCACUAUUACUCACUAUUACUAUUACUCACUAUC